Molecule: messenger RNA, 2235 nt
Organism: Fulmarus glacialis (Northern fulmar)
Lineage: Eukaryota; Metazoa; Chordata; Aves; Procellariiformes; Procellariidae
Gene: INTS10
Product: integrator complex subunit 10
Exons: 16
Coding region: 15-2012 (665 amino acids)
Biological process (GO): snRNA processing
Cellular component (GO): integrator complex
Source: RefSeq, a predicted model, not a curated record
UCUUGCAGUAUGAGAUGUACACUAUUGAGAGGAAUGCUGAAAGGACAGCAUCUGCGGGCAGGCUGCUCUACGACAUGUUUGUGAAUUUUCCAGACCAACCUGCUGUAUGGAGGGAGAUCAGCGUUAUUACAUCAGCAUUAAGGAAUGACUCGCAGGAUAAGCAGACACAAUUUUUAAGAGGAUUAUUUGAAACCCUUCCUGGUCGGGUCCAGUGUGAAAUGUUACUGAAGGCCACAGAACAGUGUUUUAACACAUUAGAAAGGGCAGAAAUGCUACUACUACUUCUGCGACGUUUCCCAGAGACUGUGGUGCAACACGGGGUAGGCCUUGGAGAAACAUUAUUAGACGCUGAAAGUAUUGAAGACCAAGAAUCCCCAGUGAAUUGUUUUAGAAAAUUAUUUGUUUGUGAUGUUCUUCCUCUAAUAAUUAACAACCCUGAUGUUCGACUUCCUGCCAGCUUAUUAUAUAAAUAUCUGAAUAAAGCAGCGGAAUUUUAUAUUAACUAUGUAACUAGAUCUACACAGACAGAAAGCCAAUAUCAAGGUUCACAAGAUUCCUCUGAUAUUAUGUCUCCAAGCAAGCGUAGCUCUCAGAAAUAUGUAAUAGAUGGUCUCACAGAGAAGUCAUCCCAGAUUACAGAUCCUUGGGAGAGGCUAUUUAAAAUAUUGUCUGUGGUGGGAAUGAGGUGUGAAUGGCAAAUGGACAAGGGAAGAAGAAGUUUUGGUGAUAUUUUGCACCGAAUGAAAGACCUCUGCAGGUACAUCAGUAACUUUGAUAGUGAUGCACAUGCGAAAUACAAGAAUCAAGUUGUGUAUUCCACGAUGUUGGUCUUCUUCAAAAAUGCAUUCCAGUAUGUCAGCAACAUCCAGCCAUCGCUCUUUCAAGGUCCAAAUGCUCCAAACCAAGCCCCACUGGUUCUUCUUGAGGAUGUGACCAACAUCUAUGGUGAUACAGAUAUUGAUCGUAACAAACACAUACACAAAAAGAGGAAACUUGCCGAAGGAAGAGAAAAAACAAUGAGCUCAGAUGAUGAGGAUCCUUCUGGGAAGGCACGAAGUCGCCAUAUUACAGUAAACAAGGCAGAUCUUGCAAACUCUAUUGAAGUAUUAGAGAGCUUUAAACUGGCAAGAGAGAGCUGGGAGCUGCUCUAUUCUCUGGAAUCACUCGACAAAGAGUUCACCAGAAUUUGUUUGUCAUGGAAGACAGACACCUGGCUUUGGUUAAGAAUCUUUCUUACAGACAUGAUCAUCUACCAGGGGCAGUACAAAAAAGCAAUUAGCAGCCUACAUCACUUGGCAGCUCUUCAGGGCUCUCAUUCUCCACAGCAGAUUACAGGACAAGGAUCACUAGAAAACCAGAGAGCGCUAAUCCAGUUAGCAACGUGCCACUUUGCGCUUGGAGAAUAUCGGCAAACAUGCGAAAAAGUGCUUGACCUCAUGUGCUGUAUUUUACUUCCAGUACAAGAAGGAGGUAAAAUACAAGAGGAGCAACCUAAAGUAAAGUCUAAAUUCAGGAAAGGGUCUGAUUUGAAGCUUUGGCCAUGUACCAGUAGAGCUAUCAUGCCUUACUGCCUUCAUCUGUUAUUAGCUUGUUUCAAGCUCAGAGCUUUCACAGACAGCAGAGAUGAUAUGGCGCUGGGCCACGUAGUUGUUCUGCUUCAGCAUGAGUGGCCGAGGGGUGAGAACUUGUUCCUGAAAGCCAUCAACAAAAUCUGCCAACAAGGAAACUUCCAGUAUGAGAAUUUUUUCAACUAUGUCACAAAUAUUGAUAUGUUGGAGGAAUUUGCUUAUUUAAGAACACAGGAAGGAGGGAAAAUUCAUUUGGAACUGCUGCCAAAUCAAGCAAUGUUGAUCAAGCAUCAUACAGUUACCCGGGGUAUAACUAAAGGAGUGAAAGAAGAUUUCCGCCUGGCCAUGGAGCGCCAGGUCUCACGCUGUGGGGAAAAUCUCAUGGUGGUCUUGCAUAGGUUCUGCAUUAAUGAGAAAAUACUGCUGCUUCAGACUUUUGCUUGAAUGGACUGGACCAUGACGCAAUGUCUCUUACAGAGAGCGGGGAAGGCUCUUGAUUGUGUGAACAGCAGCGUGGCAGUGGAAAAUUACUUGUCCAGAGAGUCAAAGAAGUUCCCUAUGAGUUACAGGUUCUGCAAUACACAAACACUACUCAGUGUUUGUUCACCGCUUAGUUUUCUUAUGUGGGUAGAUCAAACUUUAUAAAUAAAACUUUGUUUAAGAAGUC